AUAUUUAUCAGAUAAUAAUAGGACAUGAAGUUUAACCUCCUUAUAGUACUGCUGAUAAGCUUGGCCAUCACCUCAUAUGCAAGGCCAGUUUUCUUGGAGCAAGAGACUCAUAAGAGAAAAGAGCUUUCAAGCACAGAUUUUAGAGAAAUCGUCGAAGGUUUCUUCCAGGGUGUCAAACUUGAUCAAUAUACUACAAUCUCAGACGAGUGUGUUGAUGGAUCAGUCGGCUUUACCUCUGAAAUGCAAGUAGCUUUGGACAAAUAUGGAUCAGGCCAAUUCUAUAAUGGAACUGAUGAGCUUACUCAAGCCCUUGGGCUUCUUUCUCCACUUUCAAGACACUGUGCUGAUUCUAUUGAGGACCUUAUUAAGAUUAACAUUGCAUACAAGAAAAAAUUCAAAAACUUUGAUGAUUUCCUUAACAAAAUCUCCUCAAAUGUUCUCUGGAACAUGAAGCACAUUAAGAAAGACUUUGGUUUAAUUCUCUCAAAUCUCAUGGUUGGUGCUAAUUACACUGAAAUUGCUUACUUAACUGGAGAUAUUGUUGAUAAAACAUUUGUUCUUGAGAAAUCUGAAAUGCCUUUUGAUGCUGAUUUACUCAUUACUCCUUAUGAAUCUCCUUUAAGAUAUAUCGAUACUGAUCCUUUGGCUAAGGAUCCUCUUUCAAAGCCACUCUGGACUUACCUUGAAGGAACUUUCAAGUUCCUUCAUGGAUCCAGGCUUGCCUCAAGAGAGAGCAUUCUUGACUGCCAAGAAGGAGCUGUAAACCUCAUUCAUUAUACCCAAAAGGCUAAUGAACUAAGCCAGAAGAGCAAUAAGCAGAAGGAAGCCACUUUUAUCUUCAUUGAUGGCCUAGCUUUCUCCAACCAGGCCUUUACAGGAUGUGUAGACACUCUUCAAGAGUCAGGAAAGACUUUAGGUCACUUCAGCUUUAAAAGAAUUCCAUCUAAUUUCAAGAAGAACUUUGGAAGGAUUCUCUCAGCUGGAGCAGCUCUUUAUGCAGAGAUUUUCUUCGAGGAUUGGCUAAGCCUCUCUAAAGUUGUCGGAGACUUGAUGUACAGAAUCGUGUUCUAUGGAGCAAACUAAUCUGU
Messenger RNA from Moneuplotes crassus, 1088 nucleotides. The record is from the annotation of a GenBank genome assembly. NCBI's taxonomy places the organism in Eukaryota, Ciliophora, Spirotrichea, Euplotida, Euplotidae.